Rhineura floridana is the source of this 1717-nucleotide messenger RNA. RefSeq names its product solute carrier family 7 member 6 opposite strand (gene SLC7A6OS). Gene Ontology annotation, biological process: developmental process. The coding region runs from base 133 to 1194 and encodes 353 amino acids. Lineage: Eukaryota; Metazoa; Chordata; Lepidosauria; Squamata; Rhineuridae. The record is from RefSeq and is a predicted model, not a curated record. The transcript has 5 exons.
CUGACUUUGCGUCAAGAGGCUGCGGCAUAUCUCAGUCAAGGGGCGGAGCUCGGCUGCGCUCGGGGGAAAAAGAUCCUUUCUUCACUGCUUCCCAUCAUUCCCCGCGAGCAACGUCGGCCUAGGGUGGUUGUCAUGGAGCGUGCCGCGGUACUACGCGUGAAGAGGAAGCGUGGGGAAGCGGUACCGGCUGAAGCCCUGGUGCUGGCCUGUAAGCGGCUCCGGACGGAGGAAGACACCGCCACUACCCCGGCCGAGGAUGAAGUGGAGAAGAAUCUCUUCAAGCUGGUGGCCACCGUAGCCUCGGAGGAUGAGCCUGUUGAGAAGUACGUACAAGACGCCAUUACCAAAAACAAAGCAGUCCAGCUCCUGCGACCUUCACUAGGAAGUGCCCAGAGAAUAAUUCAGGACCUUCGCUCUUCCAAGCAUGCCAAUAGGCAGGAAAGCCGCUACCGCCUAAUUGCUAGCCACCGUCCAAAUUUUGCUGAUGGAAAAAGGGCUGUUCUUGCUGCAAAUGGGGAGGAGUUGAAUAAAAACAACCAGUUGGUCUCCGAAGCAAAAAAAGACACUUCCCUGAAAGAAAACCAUGGUAUUUCAGACUGCUGUGGAGAAUUUCAGUUGUUUGAUAUUGUACAAGAGGAGGAUGAAGAAAAAGAUCCUGGUAUGUCUGCUGCACACUUGCAGAAACCGGAUGCAAUUCUCUGUAAUGCUGUAGAGAUGAUUCGUCAGAAUUUAACCAUAUCUGACAGUAGUAAAAAAACAGAGCACAACUCAAAGGCAGAAGAGUAUGUUUAUGACAUCUACUACAUGGAAACAGCAUCUCCGCACUGGAUUGAGAACAUCCUAUCAGUUCAGCCCUACACCCAGGAUUGUGAACUGGUAAGCAAAUGCCAAAUAAGGGACAGAAGGUGGAUGAAGAUCGCAUCUCAGAAGAAAUGUAUGAGGAUGAGGAUGAUGAGAACAAUGAGAAUAAUUGGCGGAAUGACUACCCAGAUGAAGAUGAAUUUCUCCGUGAGGAGGAUGAAGAAUCAGUCUGUGGGAGCAUCAGUGAUGAAGACAGUGGAUAUAUCAGGAGAACAUGGAAGAAAUAUCAGUCUGAUGUCCUAUGGGAGUUUGGAUACGAUGGAUUGCAGGAGCUGGAUUCUGAGUAGAACACUGGAACCUCGGUACCUAGAAGGCUUCUUUUAUGAUAUGUGACUUUGGACGUUCAUGGCACCACAGCCACAUGCCACUUACGUACAGUGAACAUUGUAUUGCUUGUUUUUGGGAAUCUGGGUUAGCAGCAGUGGUCAGUUCAAAGGUAAACAGAAAGCUUUAAACUAUAUUGAUAAAAUGGAGUAAUCCAAUCCCAAUUCUUGAAACUUUUCUCUCCAUAACAUGGACAUUCUGCAGUGGGGAGAAUCUCUGGAUUUAAAGGCUACUUCAGAAGUUAGACAAGGGGUAUGAUGUCUAAAAGAAAUAUUCUAGUUUUUCAGGUUAAGGACUGAAAAAUUAGAAAUGCUGACAAAUUGAGAAUUAAGCAGACAGGAUGUGUAUUCUGAACAACUUGCAAGGUCUCCAUCUCUUGCUGUAAAUGGAACUUUCACCAUGGAUGGACAGGAGACCAUUACUCAAUCUGUGUGAAUUUUUGAUCUUUGCACUUUAAUACGACUGAAUUGCCAAGAAAUAUGGAGUUCUUAUGGACUUAAAUAUGCAAAUAAAAGGCAGCUGUUCUUGAAAA